This is a messenger RNA of Maylandia zebra (zebra mbuna), 1232 nucleotides long. The record is from RefSeq and is a predicted model, not a curated record. NCBI's taxonomy places the organism in Eukaryota, Metazoa, Chordata, Actinopteri, Cichliformes, Cichlidae.
CCACCCAUCCACCAUGGGGUCUUGUCCUGAAGGUCAGAGAUCAAAAUCUUUCUGGGGGUUAAAAGCCAUAAAUUGGGAAUCUAUUUAGGUGUCAGUCCAGUCAGAAAACACACACUGUGGACUUGAUAAGAUAAGAUAGAUUCCAUAUAAUUUAGAGCUGAUUUAAAUUUGUAAACACUGGAUUUUAUGUGUGAGGGCAGAUUAUUCCAGAGAAAACCUGGUCACAUUUCAGGGGGUGUUUCUCUGUCCUUUAGAUCUCACUGCUGAAGGAGAAUCCAUAAAAGUGGCCAUCACUGCAUUGAACAUGCAUGGACAAAGGAACAAGUGCCUUCAUUUGGAUAGCGGGAGACCUUCCAGGAGUAAAAGGCAGGUCUGCACAUGAUAAAGCAGGAUCACUUUCCUGAGAGAAAAUGUCAAAGUAAACCCGUCUGUUUUCAUCACCGUGGCAACAUGUUUCCACAGAAACAAGCUUCAUUAUCACAGUGAAAAGCUGCAGUUACACCUGAGCCUGACAGAGCUGCAGAGGUCUGACUGCACUGUGACCGAGGCACAGGACGAGACGAUGGACGGCUUCAGCCCGGCUUCAGCCCGCUGUGGUCCUCGCUGCCAACAUCAACCUCAGCGCUUUAGACCGAGACCCAUGCAUCAGAGCACCCUGAGCCUGGGCGACACGCCGCCCUGCUACACCACCACCCACACCCAGAGUUAUUCCGGCAGGUCGGCCGAUGGACGUCCUCUCGUCUUCCGCCUCAGAGACCCCAGCUUCCCCUCCCAGCACCGCAGCCAGCUGGAUCUCCGUGACAACAGCAUGCCGCCGCAGAGUGUGCUGCAGUCACACAGCAAAGAGGUGUACGCGCCCCAGCACGUGACUCCGAGAGUCGACCCAAAGUUGGAAAACUGGACUCGGUAUAACAGCAGCCGCGCCAUCAGAGAGCUCAUCAGUCAGCAUCAGCAUCAUCCACCCGAGUGCCAGAGCACCUACAGGACGGAGCACCCGACCCCGGAGUUCGACGGCUCGUCACUGCAGGCCAGCGGCAGACAGACACAGCGGCACCGACACGACAUCCUGACAGGUGAACCGACGCAGGUGUUUGAGCCGGGGAAGUCCAGCAGACGGUCCAGAGAUCAGCAGCUGUGGGCGACCAGACGCUGGGAGACGGACUGUACUGCGUUGAGACUCUACUGAUAGAAAGUAACGCCACAGCAAACCUCCAUUAAAUGUGCAAACCCUG